UAAAAAAUGAGUAAUCUUUACAGGAAAGAAAAGAUGAUACAGCAGAAGAGGGUACAGCAGAUGAACCCAGUAGAGAUGCAGCAGCAGAUGGGCUCCAGACCUGUAGAGAACAGCCAGAUCCAUAUACAGCAGAAAAUGAGAGAAGCUAUGGAUAGAAUGGAGAGAUAUAGCACUAAGCUCAAUAUGGUGCUUUAUAAAAGGAAGAAGUUUCAUGAGAAGAGAAGGGAGAAACUUAACCAAUACGAAGCUAGUAAAGGCGCUUCAGUACAGAAGGAACAAGAGUUACAAAGUCUAGUAGAGCAUUAUGGUGUUGUUAAAGAGGGGAUCAAGAAUUGUGGGAUUAUUUUUGAGUGUUUGAAGUUCUUAGAGGAUAUGAUGACACCUCAAUCAGCGAGGAUGAGAAGAGAGCCACACUAAGCUCUUUCUUUUAAAAAGUUUCAAUCAGUUAGGUGAUGCUGGGGUUUUGGGGUUUUGG
Messenger RNA from Moneuplotes crassus, 475 nucleotides. The record is from the annotation of a GenBank genome assembly. NCBI's taxonomy places the organism in Eukaryota, Ciliophora, Spirotrichea, Euplotida, Euplotidae.